AUGACAAUCGGCAUUCACAACAUGACAGUUGAGGAGCUCGCAACAUGGCUGCAAGAUAAACCUGCUCAUGCAACCUUCAUUGACGUUCGUGAAUAUGCUGAACUCGAAGAGCAGGGGGUGAUAAGUGGAUACGAUGGAAAUAUUCCCUGGUUCUUAACGAACACCAACUCUGAAUUAUUCGACCAAAAAUUCUCUGCCAUUGACAAGGACGAGCAGCUUGUUAUUUCUUGUAGAUCCGGUAGAAGAAGCGGAUUCGCUGCUGAAUACGUUGUGUCCAAACUCGGAUUUACAAAUGUGUACAAUGUGAAGGGCGGUAUUUUAGACUGGAUCGGUCAUGGAUAUCCAGUUGAACAAGUAUAG
Molecule: messenger RNA, 360 nt
Organism: Mucor mucedo
Lineage: Eukaryota; Fungi; Mucoromycota; Mucoromycetes; Mucorales; Mucoraceae
Product: Rhodanese-like domain-containing protein
Exons: 2
Coding region: 1-360 (119 amino acids)
Molecular function (GO): thiosulfate-cyanide sulfurtransferase activity
Source: RefSeq, a predicted model, not a curated record